Molecule: messenger RNA, 3566 nt
Organism: Athalia rosae (coleseed sawfly)
Lineage: Eukaryota; Metazoa; Arthropoda; Insecta; Hymenoptera; Athaliidae
Product: MFS-type transporter clz9-like
Exons: 2
Coding region: 393-1619 (408 amino acids)
Cellular component (GO): nucleus
Molecular function (GO): DNA binding
Source: RefSeq, a predicted model, not a curated record
UUGUACAUACAUGGUAUACAUUGUGCUUGCAAGUUUUGCUUGGAUUAACUUGCGUUAAUGCUGUGGCGCGAAAGUUUUAAAUACUUCAACUGUCAAAAGCAAUCACAACCUUUCAAAACAUUCGAUAUACUUUUUUUAUUUCUGCAAAAUGCCACUUUUAAGUAGGAAAAUCCGCCAAAUGUGUCUUUGAAAACUGUUGUUUUCUGUGUGCGCCUCGCCAAUGAGUUGAAUUCGCUGGUUUUAUAAGGUUCGAACCCCAUGGCUCACUUCCCCUAUGGUGUAGAUACUACGAGUUCAUCACCACUUGUUAUCAGUGUUGGAUAGACGAUAAAAAAAUACACAGAAAACUGUUUACUGCAAGGGUUUUAGGAUGGGGUUAGGUUUCUAUUGAAAUGACAAGCGAUUUUGUAAACUACAGAAUGGCUGUCAGAGGAAAUUAUGGCAAGUGGUCUUCUACGGAGUUAGCGUUAGCACUCGCAGCUUUUAGAAAUGGAAAUUGUGGGCUUAAUGAAUGCGCUCGGAUGUACAAUAUACCGAAAGCCACUUUGAAGAGACAUUUAGAAAAUCGAAACCUCCGUGCAAAUGAUAGGGUGAAAAUUCUGGGUCGGACUACGUUUCUGCCUAAGGAGCUGGAGGAUGAAUUAGAAGCGAUAAUAUUAAUAUUUGAGGAAAGACUCUUUGAAAUGACAACCAAAGAUAUACGAAAACUGGCUUUUCAAAUUGCAGAACGAGGCGAAAUACGGCAUCGAUUCAAUAAAGAAACCCGAAUGGCUGGAAAAGCAUGGUACUAUAGUUUUAUGGCUCGUCAUACACAAUUGUCUCAGCGACAAACUGAAUCUACGUCAACAAUUCGUGCGCGAGGAUUUAAUCGCGAGAGAGUUGAUGGAUUUUUCAACAUCCUUGAAAAAAUCGUGGACAAGUAUAAAUUAAAUGGUUAUCGGAUAUUUAAUGUUGACGAAUCUGCGCUUAUGACAGUUCAAGGAAAGCCUCAAAAAAUAGUUGGUUACAAAAAAAGAUCACAAGCUGAUCCAUCAGCAUAUGGUGACAAAGGUGUCAAUACAACGAUUGUCUGCUGUGUCAGUGCUUCUAGCUUUUACAUUCCACCGAUGGUUAUUUUUAAACAAAAAUACAUGGCACCUGAAUUGGGAGUUGGCGCACCAAGCGGAAGCCUUAUUCAAAUAUCAGACACUGGCUACAUUAAUUCAGAAUUAUUCGUGCUCUGGCUGAAGCACUUCCAUUCCAUGGUGCAGUCUUCACCAAAAAUGCCUGUUCUUCUUCUACUUGAUGGCAAUGUAACUCACAGCAAAAAUAUAGACGCUAUCACGUAUGCACGUGAGAGUGGAAUCAUUUUAUUACAGGUUCCUGGUCACACAACACAUAGACUACAACCACUCGACGAUGCAUUUUUCAAACCCCUUCAAACUUAUUAUACACUAGCUCAAGAACAGUGGCUUCAAACUAAUGUUGAUAGCACGAUGACACCGUUUCACGUAUCAGGAUUACUUGGUAAAGCAUAUAGCCAUGUGGCGAGUGCUGGAAUAGCUGAGAAAGCUUUCAGAAGCUCAGGAUUAUGGCCUGUAAAUAGGCAUAUCUUUAAUGAUCAUUAUUUCGCAGCUUAAGAUGUAUUAAAUGUAGAACGAACUUGAAUAUGUUGAACCAUAAACAAGCGACAGUGAUUUGGAUGACACCAACCACAUAACAGUCGAAUGGUUAUAUCCGUUUCUAUUGAAAGACAAUUGAUAUCCACAAAGUGGACCUAGUUGUUGAGACUAAGAACCAGUAAAAAUAAUACACGUGAUACUGUUUCGUUUGUAACUCAUGUGCUAGAAAGUCAAUCAGCUGCAUGGGAUGCAAAGUUGAAGCAUUCGAAACGUGUGCAUAACGACUUGCAGGAACAAAUAUCCUGUUGCGACUUGUAAAUAGAUUAUACACGAGAAGCAGAGCCGUAAUUUGAAGGAUAAAUGAUUUAUAAAACCCGACCAGUUCUUUAAAUUCAACUAUAACAGGAGUGGUGGAAGACUAGUUUGAGAAUACAUCAAGUUUUGAAUCGAAGGUAGAAUAUAAAAACAUUGUACACUAUCUUCAAACAGUGAUAAAUUGUUUACUAACCAAAAGGUCAAUAAUUGUAAAACCGGUCCAAGACAUUCUAUUCUCUCUUAUUUUCAUGUACUUUGUUCCAUUGUUUUCUUAUAUAUUUGUGGCAUCGCAAUGAUGCCACUAGAAAGGUGCCUGAGUGCUCAUUAUUGUGUCUUUAUGUUUUAUUUAUUUACACACAAAUAUAUUAUUAUACCUCUUGAUUUACAUGUAACAACUACAAUCAUCAUUUACUAGUGAAUACCAUUCAAUGUUUAAUCGAAGCAGAAACAAAGAACAUAAAAGAAGUCGUUUCAUCCUUAAUAUUUAAUUCUUACUUUGUAUUCAUCGAUCACAACCCUUGUCGUGUUACUCCAGUUCAAAUUUCCAGAAGCUAUUAGAUUUGAAAAUUUGAUAUCUUAAAUUCCAAGGUCCAAACGAUGAAUUAUAAACUUCGAAUCAAUACUGUGCUGUCAUUCUCCUCAUGUACCCCGAUAUCAAUUCUUUUUUGGAUUACAAGAUUCAUUUAGUAUAUUUGUCAUUCAAAAUCAAUUUAGUUAUUUACCAACUUCACUUUAUUGCAAGGUCAAUUAACUGUUCAGUGAAAAUUUUCAGUCUUCCAAUUCCCUUAUUGGUAAAUAUAUUGUAUUUUAGCCUGGGCGAACGUUAUCCUCGAUUUCUAUAUUUCUAAUUAAUACAGUCCUAUAUUAGACUUGUUAUUUCAAUAUUUUUUUUAUAUUUAAAGUCUAUUUCUUGUUCUUAUCAAAAUACAAGUAUAAUCAUAAUAACAAAUAUUGAAAAGUUAAUAUAUCCUCUUGAAAAUCUUUGUCGUUGAAGCAAUAUUAUUCAUUCGUUAGUCUGGAGUUUGAAUCGAGUAAAUUCAUUCGAAUAUAUUGAACGGUGUACAAGUAUUAAAAAAAUAGAUUUUUGGUCAGGCCGUGUAGAACACUCUGCUACAAUUGCAGGACUUCAACUGGUCAAGUGAAAAAAAAUAAAAUAAAUAAAACAGAAGGAAAUUAUUAAGUUAAAAAGUGUAUCAACUUGUUAAUGAAUAAUUCACUAGAAAUGACAUAAGUUACUCAUUUCCAAGAUGAUAUGAAGAUUUCCCAUUUAAUUUAACAAAUAUUAUUUUCUAGAAAGCACCGUCCUUGCAAUGCAAGUUCAAUUGUCUGAUUUUGGAAUUUGAAAGCUCUAGCAAUCAUUCAUCAGCAGGCUUAGUAAUUAUCCUGUAAUAUUCACAUAGAAAUAUUCAUUUCGGACGGAGCUACUCUAGAUGACGAAAAUAAACAGAUGUAGAAAUUUUCUAAUACCUCAUUGCAAUGAUAUUCUCGAGUUUUUAGUUUUUUUUUUUUUGUUCUUUUUUUUAUGGCAUCAUGGAAUUAUUUCAUUUCAAAUUCUAUUGCUCAUAAAUAUCCUUCGGUAUUUACAUGCGAAAUGCCUCUAGAAAUCGAGCUUCGUGUUAACAUACAUAAAUCUGUUAAAAAAAAUUAAAA